CGUUGAAUGACUGAGAAUGCAUUCAGUUUAGCACACCUUUUUCAUCUUAACCACAAGACGAAGGUCACAACAAAGAAGCAUGGUCCUUAAAUUCGUUGUUCUUUCAACAUUUUUUGUACUGGCCAACGCCGGAAAUCUCAUCACCACCCACUACACAGCUCCAGUGGCUUAUACUGCUCCAGUUGCAAAAAUUGCUACACCUGUUGCUGCACCUACAGUCGCCAAAAUUGCAACUCCAGUUCUCGCUAAACCAGCUGAAGAUGACUACGACCCUCAUCCUCAAUACACAUACUCAUAUGAUGUCCAGGAUUCUAUCACUGGUGACAAUAAGCAGCAUUUAGAAACAAGGGAUGGCGACAACGUACGUGGUAGUUAUAGUUUCAUCGAAGCUGAUGGAAGCCGAAGGAUCGUUGAAUACACUGCUGAUCCUGUGAAUGGAUUUGAUGUAGUCAUCCAUAAAGUUCCUGCAGAAGCUCCACUUCCAGUUUCUAAAAUUGCCGCAGCUCCAUUGAUCUCCAAAGCUCCUCUGCCUUAUGCUGCAGCUCCAGUCCUCAAAGCUGCUCCAUUAGUCCAUACUGCUCCUAUUACUUAUAGCUCUCCACUAACUAAAAUUGCAACCCCUGCUCAUGCAUGAAUGUACUGUUACUAAAAAAUCAAUUGAAUAAGAAUAAUCUGUUUUUAUUUGUAAGUAAACUUUGUAGUAAUAAUUUUUUAAAUAAACUUUAGUAUUAUUGAAAA
Chelonus insularis is the source of this 738-nucleotide messenger RNA. RefSeq names its product larval cuticle protein A3A-like. Gene Ontology annotation, cellular component: extracellular matrix. NCBI's taxonomy places the organism in Eukaryota, Metazoa, Arthropoda, Insecta, Hymenoptera, Braconidae. The transcript is spliced from 2 exons. Bases 80 to 634 code for a protein of 184 amino acids. The record is from RefSeq and is a predicted model, not a curated record.